Molecule: messenger RNA, 1031 nt
Organism: Nicrophorus vespilloides
Lineage: Eukaryota; Metazoa; Arthropoda; Insecta; Coleoptera; Silphidae
Product: N(G),N(G)-dimethylarginine dimethylaminohydrolase 1
Exons: 4
Biological process (GO): positive regulation of nitric oxide biosynthetic process; arginine metabolic process
Molecular function (GO): dimethylargininase activity; amino acid binding
Source: RefSeq, a predicted model, not a curated record
CAAGCUUUCAUACGCAUAUAUUGGAUUUAUUCUAUCUUUUAUAUCAUUUCAUCCUUCACCUGCAAAAUAAAAUGUAUAUUAUUAAUACAAUUCCAGGUGGAUACGAUUCGAGUGGUUUUGAAGAAGGAACUGGACAUGCCGAUAAUCGAGAUAUCAGAUCAGAACGCGAAAUUGGAUGGAGGCGAUGUUCUUUUUACUGGGCAAGAAUUUUUUGUAGGAAUAUCGGAGUGGACGAAUGAGGGAGGCGCCAGGGCCGUCGCGGCCGCGUUUCCCGAGUACCCGUGUACUCCAAUAAAGGUAAAACCUCAGACAUUGAUUCUCGGUGACCUAACAAACGGGGUGCUUCAGGUGCCGUCGCCGAAGAAGCUGAAGCACUUCGUGACGGUCGGUGGGCCGUGCCUGCUCUGCGUCGGCGAGGGCAAAGAGGCCCAGGAGGUGCUCAAGAGGAUGGAACGCGAGGCCACCUUCAGCUACCAAACGCUGACGUUGCCCGAAGACGAGGCAGCCAACGUGAUCUAUCUGAACGGGACUUUGGUGCACAGAUCUGCGGAGGAGAUACCCAAAUCCUUCCAAGUAUUCAGCAAUAAGAUAAACUUCACGAAGAACGUGAACAUCUCGCAAUUGGCGAAGACCUCUUGCGGACUCUCUUCCAGUUGUUUGCUAGUCAGCCGGCUGCGCGUCUGCCGCAACCUGUAAACGUGCUCACCAUCAUCAUCCUCGAUACACACCACCACCUCAGGUCUUCAUCUAAUGAAAAACACACACAUAAACAAAAAAAUAAUAAUUCUAUUGAAAAAAAUAUAUAUAAGGAGAGACGAGAGAAAAAGGACCACUUUCAAAUUAUAUUCUAUAAUAUUAUAUAAAUGUUAGAGAUGUUAUACAUAUAUGUGAUCCCAAUUUACAUACUGGUCCUCGCUUGAGAAACGUUACAUUCAAACAGAAAAAGAAUAUUUAAAAAAAAACAAGCACACGCGGCUUUCCCACUGCGGACGCUUCGCAGCUAAGAAAAACAAAGAAAUUCGAAACGCGAG